Molecule: messenger RNA, 1884 nt
Organism: Biomphalaria glabrata
Lineage: Eukaryota; Metazoa; Mollusca; Gastropoda; Planorbidae
Exons: 1
Coding region: 1-1884 (627 amino acids)
Source: RefSeq, a predicted model, not a curated record
AUGAAAAAUGUACUAGAUACUAAUUUUGUAACAAAUGACACUUUCAACAGAACAAAUGACACUGUCAACAGAACAAAUGACACUGUCAACAGAACAAAUGACACUUUCAACAGAACAAAGGACACUUUCAACAGAACAAAUGACACUUUCAACAGAACAAAUGACACUUUCAACAGAACUAAUGACACUGUCAACAGAACAAAUGACACUUUCAACAGAACAAAGGACACUUUCAACAGAACAAAUGACACUUUCAACAGAACAAAUGACACUUUCAACAGAACAAAGGACAUUUUCAACAGAACAAAUGACACUCACAACAGAACAAAUGACACUGUCAACAGAACAAAUGACACUUUCAACAGAACAAAGGACACUUUCAACAGAACAAAUGACACUUUCAACAAAACAAAGGACACUGUCAACAGAACAAAUGACACUGUCAACAGAACAAAUGACACUUUCAACAGAACAAAGGACAUUUUCAACAGAACAAAGGACACUGUCAACAGAACAAAGGACAUUUUCAACAGAACAAAUGACACUGUCAACAGAACAAAGGACAUUUUCAACAGAACAAAGGACACUGUCAACAGAACAAAUGACACUUUCAACAGAACAAAUGACACUUUCAACAGAACAAAGGACAUUUUCAACAGAACAAAUGACACUGUCAACAGAACAAAUGACACUGUCAACAGAACAAAUGACACUUUCAACAGAACAAAGGACACUUUCAACCGAACAAAUGACACUUUCAACAGAACAAAGGACACUGUCAACAGAACAAAUGACACUUUCAACAGAACAAAGGACACUUUCAACAGAACAAAUGACACUUUCAACAGAACAAAUGACACUUUCAACAGAACAAAGGACACUGUCAACAGAACAAAGGACAUUUUCAACAGAACAAAUGACACUGUCAACAGAACAAAGGACAUUUUCAACAGAACAAAGGACACUGUCAACAGAACAAAGGACAUUUUCAACAGAACAAAUGACACUGUCAACAGAACAAAGGACAUUUUCAACAGAACAAAGGACAUUUUCAACAGAACAAAGGACACUGUCAACAGAACAAAGGACAUUUUCAACAGAACAAAUGACACUGUCAACAGAACAAAUGACACUGUCAACAGAACAAAUGACACUUUCAACAGAACAAAUGACACUUUCAACAGAACAAAGGACACUUUCAACAGAACAAAUGACACUUUCAACAGAACAAAUGACACUUUCAACAGAACAAAGGACAUUUUUAACAGAACAAAUGACACUUUCAAAAGAACAAAUGACACUUUCAACAGAACAAAGGACAUUUUCAACAGAACAAAGGACAUUUUCAACAGAACAAAGGACAUUUUCAACAGAACAAAUGACAGAUUCAACAGAACAAAUGACACUUUCAACAGAACAAAGGACACUUUCAACAGAACAAAUGACACUUUCAACAGAACAAAGGACACUGUCAACAGAACAAAGGCCAUUUUCAACAGAACAAAUGACACUUUCAACAGAACAAAUGACACUUUCAACAGAACAAAUGACACUUUCAACAGAACAAAUGACACUGUCAACAGAACAAAGGACAUUUUCAACAGAACAAAGGACACUGUCAACAGAACAAAGGACAUUUUCAACAGAACAAAUGACACUGUCAACAGAACAAAGGACAUUUUCAACAGAACAAAGGACACUGUCAACAGAACAAAGGACAUUUUCAACAGAACAAAUGACACUGUCAACAGAACAAAGGACAUUUUCAACAGAACAAAGGACACUGUCAACAGAACAAAGGACAUUUUCAACAGAACAAAUGACAUUUUCAACAGAACAAAUGACAUUUUCAACAGAACAAAUGACACUUUCAACACAUAUUAA